CUCGUUGCACUAAGUGAAGACUGUUCUCGUUUCGUUCAUUUAUUAGAUAAAUUGCAAGGUGUUGCUAUUCUUUCAAGAGGCUUGAGAUUGGUAUGUUUUUAUUUCAAACAUUUCUGCGUGAAUGUAAAAUACCACAAUUCGUAUUGUGACGGGGCCUAAUCACAUAAGUUAUGGACAACGAUAUUUACCGACAUCAUCUCAUCCCAACGCAGACGAACUCUAGCCAUGAUGGUUUAGAGUUUCAUAGGCGCCUAAGACUGACUUCAACCUCUACAAAUGAUGUUGGCAUAGUCUUUGUUUUCAUUAUGUCACUUGCUGCUGUUACGUCCGGGGCUUUUGUAAUCUAUGGCUUGUGGCAAUCAAAAAGACAACAUCGACGUUUACGGGAGGCACUUACCAUGGAUUCAAAAGAUUUCCUUUUCUACACGCAAAUUGCUCAGCAUGAAAUCAGCUCAGCACCGUGCAUCACAAGUCUUCCCUGCCAAAUACCUUACAUCGAAGGAGACAGGCCUACAACCGGAUCAUCAUCCCAUCCACCCAUUGCCCCAGGGUAUAUAAGAAUUGUGCAAGUCACCCACCCAGCUGCAGAAGAGCUAAAUGAAAGGCAACCACUCAAAAGCGUUGUUGCCAGAGAAACCGAAAACAAAGCAGCAACAAUUCCUCAAGCGCAAGUUCAGAGCUUACCCAAGACAACAUCCAGUGCACCUGCCAUCCUCAGCGGUCUUUGGAAACAACGUCAUCUGUUGACGGGUAAUAAAGACGCCUUGGUGGACUCCUUCACCACGCUAAAGAAGCCGAUACGACCGCAGAGAGUGCGCGCCUCCAUCUCAGACACAUCGCCAAUGAUUGACAGGCCUGACAACCAAUUGCGCAGGAGCAUUUGCGAAGAAUGCGGAUCAGGCUCUUUCCUGUUGGUUGGAAGUCUUCCCAGGAAUAUAUCCUGUCGACUGUGUAGACAGAGGGCGGGGAUUCGUGAUGUUGGAGGAUCGACUAAAGACAGAAUCCCGCAGGAACGGAAUUCCUUGACGGUGACCAAGACCACUCCUCACAUCCCGACGACUGAGAGGGACAUGGCGCUUACCCCGAUUGCUGCAUCACCUAAAUUGCCGAGCAGACCGAAGCUGUCCACUUUCUCCGACAACCGACGGAAAUCAUGCACGCCAGAAGUUCAAGCCCAGCUGGAUCCCUUCAGGACGAUGGUUCUCAUGUCCAGUUCAAGUGAGGACCUAACAAGUGACAGCGACUGGUGAAACAAGUGUCUCAAUGGUUUUUACGGAUGGCUUCCUUAGGAGAAAACCCCCCA
Messenger RNA from Acanthaster planci (crown-of-thorns starfish), 1303 nucleotides. RefSeq lists its product as uncharacterized. NCBI's taxonomy places the organism in Eukaryota, Metazoa, Echinodermata, Asteroidea, Valvatida, Acanthasteridae. The record is from RefSeq and is a predicted model, not a curated record.